UCCUCCGGCCCAAUGAAAACGCUUCCCCAAUUGACGAAGUUCCGGACUUCGAGGGGCUCGAGACGUGGGACAUCAAUUGCCAAUUUGGCAAAUUCGUAUCUUUCCGUUUCGGACUCGCUCGGCCUGAUUGCUAACUCCGUCCUUUCCCGACGGGCCACGUCUUUUCCUCUGUUUGCCGUCCGAUUAGGGACCAUUCGCUUUUGAUAUGGGCCGGAACAGGGGUCCACGCACAAUGCAAAGUCGGCCCAUUAGGCUCAUGGGCAGGCUCAAUCAAUACCCAUUUAGCUCCUGCGUCCUGUCAAUAAUGUAUCAGUACACCUACUUAGUGCAAAAACGCAUCACAAAUCACGAUUAAUCAUCUCAUCUCACAUAAUCGCACACAAGUAACCAUAGAAUGCUGGGUGGUUACCCUAAACUGGAAACAUGUCAAGACCAUGUAUGAUGUAUUAUUAACUAGGGUGGGUGAUUAUAUGCGAUCUACACCGGACAAGAUUGUACAUAAUCGAAUCGGAUUAAAAAUAUUUCAAUUCAGUUUCGAUCCUGCAUAUUGAUGGAAACCUGCUUCGUUAGGGUUUCUAUAUUUAUUAUUAUUAUUAUUAUUACUAAUAGGGUAAUUCUUAUUAUGAUUACUUGGUUAGUAGUAUUUUAGUAGAAUUAGGUUUAUUAUUAGGUUUUCCUAUCUUUCCUAUAAAUAUGUAAUCUGGAUUUCAUUAUCAAUAAAGCAAGAACAAUUAUUCAGAAAGUAUCUCUCACACAAACCCUAAUCCUCCAUCUUCUAAUUUCUCGUUCUCUAGCCCUCUAAGGCUUCGGCCGAUUCUUAUUCUUUUCUUCUUCCCCAAAUUCUCAAUCCUCAAUUCUAUCAUCAAAUAUCUAAAUUCCCAAUCAACCAACACUAUCGAUAGAACCCUAGAAAUAGGUUUCUAUCACAUAUCAUAAAAAUAAAGUAAACAAAAAUUGAAUUUUGAUCAUACCGAGAUGAACCCAAAUAAACUAAACAUGCUUUUUGUUCCGAUUCUGAUCAUCAAUUUUCCUUUGAUUUAGAUACGAUUUUAUCUUGAUUCGAUCCUGUUCUAUACCGAAUCGGUCUAAUGCCCACCCCUACUAUUAACCUUGUGGAGAGAUCCCAAAUCAUAUAACCAAGAGGAGAGCCAUAUACCAUAGAUUCACACACCCCAAAAGAUAACGAGUCCUAAGCUGGCAAGCAAGUAUUGCUUAACAACGAUUCCCACGUAUUUAAGACCAAACCAAGGACUCCAGAACAACAAACAUGGUUCCAAGCGUCAACUUCGCCGAGAAAAAUUUCCCGACAGAAAAGAACAAAAGUCGUCGGAACCAAGUGGACCGCCGGCUAUAAUAAUGGACUGAAGCGAUCGGAGUUAAGGACACUUACCAGGCAGGCCUUCUGCUCUUCAGAGAAAUGAUAAUACACAAACAAAUUUCAGCUUGAAUCUUCUCACUGGUCUCUAGCCUGAGAAGAAUGAGAAAGGUAACGUACAUAUGCAAGCGAAUAUCCGCCUUCGUUUUCAACCUUGGUUGAGAAUCCCACAAACUUUCAACAGAACAUGCUCUGGGAAUAUGCUCGAGCUCCAGACUGGGCCCUAUGUGUCGCUUGGCCCAAACCCACUAGUAAAUAUUAGAAUGAUGGGCUGUGUUUGCGUUGAUAAAGUCCAAUGACAAUUAGUAUGAAGCAAGCCCAGUAUACUUUAUGUACCCAAAAAAAAAAAAGUCCAGUACACUUUGCCAGGCCACAUUGAUGGGCCGCCCUUUCAUCUGAACUUGGCCUUCUGAAAUUGGAUCCUAGCCCUGCGGGAUGCAUCUCCUUUUAAUAGGGGCUCGGUAGACGCGGCAUAUUUUUUUCAUCUCGAUUUGUUUAGAAGUUCGGGUUUGUUUCUUCUGUAACUCGAAUCUUUCCUCUAUUUGGAGUGAUCUAGUGACAUCAACAACAAAAAAUUGUUGUAUCAAAUCUCGUUAAUGGACCCAACAACGUUCAAAUCAAGUGUUCUUACCGAUUUUGAAGAAAAAGUCACCACGAUUCUCAUAUUUUCUACUUCAUAACAGAUGCAAGAAAACAUAAUUCAUAUGACUCGAACACAUAACGGUUUAAACAUGUAGACCUUAAAUGCUAUUGAAUGGACCUAUUUGUUUUUUUUUUUUUAAAGCUACCCUAAAAUAACAAGUAUCAUUAGAGAUUCUCUCGAGCAAUAAUAUUAGCUUCCUUUACUUCACAACGAAGACGAUAAGCCACCUCAACAAUCCUCCAAGACAAAGAAAUAUUCAAAGCAAUAGUCUCAAUACAAGAAAAUGUCAAACCAUAAAUCACAAUUUCAAGCAGCGAGUUCGGCAAGGAAAGGCAGCUGAGGUUUCAACGAAAAAAACUCCCCAUGGAUAUGCUUCGUUGCUUACUCCAUUGGAUCGCUCAAACGUGCCUGCCACAAUGAAGCGAAAAGUUCAACGGCUAAUAGAAAAAACAAUUACUUAGGCAGUUGUGAUUGGUACGAAGUCGCAUUGGAGCAAUCUCUAUUAUUGGUUUAGAGCCGGCCAUUGUUGCUCGAGGGAAUUUCAAGAAGAAUCAUGGAAUGAUUGAAAGAAAUAGUAUACCAAUAAUGGGAAAAUUUCGAUUUAUAUUUGAGACAUUAAAAACUGCCCAUAAUAUUUUAUUUUGUUAGGAAUGACAUGGCAGAUCAUUUGUAACUUUGACAAAAUGUUUCAAGAUGUGACUCUAAACUCUUAUUAGAAGUAGAACUGCGAUAAAUCAAUUCAAGAGUUAGACGAAUUUCUUGAGAUACUCGGAUCGAAUCGAAUUGGACAUAGUAUAAUUUGAUUCGGUUUUUUAUUCUACGAACUAUCUAAAAUAUAAAAUGAAAAAGUGGCCCAAAAUUGCAACUGGAUAUGAAUCGAAUCAGACCAAACAUGAUUUGCAUCUAGUUCUUGUAUUCGUCUUCCCUCCAAUUUUUCGUUUGGUCCUAUUCGAAUUUGGUCUGGUUCUUGACCGAAUCAACCAAUGUUCACGCCCUACACAAAAGGAGGCCCAAAAAUUGAUUGUUCACAACUAUAGUGGUUCAUAGCCCCUUAGCCCUUAGGGUAUAUGCAAAUACAAGAAAAGAGUCCACAAAAAUAAUUCAGCAAAAGUUUGAAACUAAGGGCAGAGCAGCCUUUGCCUAGGGCCACAAAACCGAUAACUAUAUUAAUUUCCAUAGUCCCAUUAAUGCCUCGAAACACCUGCUAUUUUUACUGUCUUUAAUGCAUGGCAUUCAGAUAAGGAUUAAGGAUGGCCCCAUAACAAUUAACCUCAAAAUUAGGCAAAAGCGCAUUCAUAGGAAUAAAAAAAAAACAGGGAUAAUCAUUUGGGUACGAGAUAAAGUGAGAGUGAAAAUCAGUUUUGGGCAAUGAUACCUGAGUUUUUAUGAAAGAGCGGUUGAAUUUUAUAAUUUCAGUAUUAGUUAUUUGUUUUAAAAUACGUGAUAUAAUAAUUUUGUACAAAAUGUCAAAACAGUGAGUUGAUCUUUACUCGAGAGAGUGAGUGUGUAAGACAACGAUAUAAGUUUUCAGUUUUGUUUUUGAACCUCUUUCAACAAGUUGGAUCACUCGUACCCAAUAUAAUGGAUAACAAUCAUUCGAUAAAGUAGUUGUACUCUCUGCAGUUUAAUAAGGGUUUCAACUGUGGUGGCGAAGCCACUAGGAGGGUGUAACCCUUCUCAACUCUCACAAUCAUGUAAAAUUCGUAAUAAACUUGAGAAAUAUAAUUGUUGGUAAGCCUUUAGCCCCUCUUGCCGUUUCAAAUUCUCUGAGUAUAGAUUCUUAGCUCCCGUUGUUUAUAUUUAUUUCUUCGUCACUAUCAAUUGCCCUUAAUAUUUAGUUUUAGGUUAUAAUAUCAUUAUACAUAUAUUAAGAUAAUAUUAAAAAGUGCUACAAACAUUCUCCUAAACCUAGAUUCAACGACAAGCUAGAAAUCACUACAAUUUAUCAUAUUUUAGCAUCUCCUCAUUCUCUAUACACAACUUUACCUCAAUCCCACACUGAAACAAACCCUAAUUAGUCAAAGUUAAAAGGACAUAAUGCUGCCUCUAAAUGCGCCCUCUCCCUUUAAUGCCUUUCAACCAUGGUCCAUGAAACCGUACCGAAGACCACAUUGGAAACGUCAAUGGUAGGGUAUUUUAUAGUAAAACUGUGGUUUAAUCGUAGUUCAACCGUUAGUACCGUUAAAUACUGUCUACCGGUUUAGCCUUCAAUACUGGUAUUUCGUGAUUAAACCGCCGAUACGUUACGAUUUCAUGGACCAUGCUACCGUCUAGAUGACAAUUCUUUUGUCAGCCAAGGGAGAGAAAGACAAAAAGGAGUAGGAGAUUGGCCCCAUUUGCACUAUACAAGUCAAACCUAUAUCCCCAAGCACAAAAGUUUUGUCAUCUACUAAAGGAAGUUUGGACCCUGAUAAAGCCAAAGCAAAGCUAAGCUAAUUGAGCCAAAGGGUGGCAAAACAAUGGACAUGCGUGCCCCAGGCCAGCUGAAGAACCAAUGCCUUUGCUCCUUUGCGAAAAAAGAAGCCCUUAAACUUCUGACUUUUGCCUGUCUUUCGAGAGAGGGAGCCAAUUUAAAGUACUUCCUUUCUUUCUUACUUCCAAAAACUCCAUAGAGAUUCCAAUAGCCUUUUGCUUGGAAGUGUAACAUGACCUUAUACGUUUCCUUUGUUCUUUUUUGGUUGCCUUUGCCUUUUGUUCUAUCGUUUGUGUUUCUCUUUUCUUCCCUCUUUUUUGGAACCUUGCUGUCACACCCAAAUACCUGAUAUAAACGCGCUGCUACGGAUCGGGAAAUAGCCGGAAUCGACAAAGCAAGAAUACGAAAGCGAGAAUCGAAAACACGACACACGAUUUACGUGGUUCACUAACACGAUGUGUGUUAGCUACGUCCACGGGCGAGAGAGAGCCAAUUUCACUAUAUCGAGGAGAUUACAGAUUACAGAAGAGUAUGAGAAGUAUUUAUAGUACUUCUCCAUAUGGGUCUAAACCUAAUCCAAUCUGGCAAAGGAAACGGUUACAGACCAGGCCCAGAACCCGAACCCAAAUAACAUUGAGACCCCCGAUUACCAGUCGUAGCGGCUGAUAGUCCGAUUCAAGUCAUAUCAACAAUACCCUUUUCCCCUCGUCCAAUCUCACACCCCACCAUUACAAGAUUGAGGUAGAUUGAUUUUGCUUUGAGAUAUUACGAUCAUGUGAUACAACACGCAUUCGAGACGGUUAAUGAUUUUUUCGUACGAUCUUUGUUAUUAUGUAUUUGCCUAACGCACUCCUGAGAGAAAAUGAACUAUUCAAGUAUACGGUUCGUUAUUAGUGAUCACAAAUAAUGAUUAUUUUUCUUUCGGAAUUGUGAAUUGGAAUAAUAAAACACAAGAACGCGCAUCGUGUCGGCACCACGCCUUACCACCUGUCCUGAAGUCGUCAAUAUAAAUGGUUUGAUGGAUUAUCAUUGUUCUUCCGUAAUCUACAUAACAAACCCAAGAGGGAAAAAACGAAACUAUCAACGAUCAUUAAAAUCUUGCUAGUGACCAGUGACACGGAUUUGACAUAAUUGUAAUGUUGAUAAUAGAACACUACAUUACACAUUGUCAGUUUGUCACCACAACUCCUCAACACCUGAGCCAUCCCCUUGAUGUUGUGUUGGAUCAACAUUUUUCUUGGGGGGGCCUCUUGUAAACUUGAUUGUUAGAUAAACAUGGGAUGCUGAAUAUAAUUAUUAAGUGGGAAAUAAUUGUUUUGACCAAAGGAAAUAAAUAACUAUAUGUUUCUCAUCAGAACUAAGGAACAAAUAGCUUGUCAACUGUUAUAGCAUCUAAAACAUGGGAUGUUGUGUGCAAGCAAACAGCAGAUAAUGUGACGACCUUUUGGACUUUGGUGUGACCUUUGGGAUUGUGACCAGAAUGUAAAAUUUUAACUGAACCAAGGACCCAAUUGGAAUUAACCCAAACGACCAGGGCAAUUGGUGAUAUUGGCCAAUAUAUGGCUUAGCAGCUCGCUGGCGUAGGGAUGACAACGGAGUGGAUUGGGGGCGAGUACAAGCUUUCCGGUCCCCGCCUACCAAUCUCGGCGUUUUUCCCAUCCCCGUCCCCUGCGACUAAACGGGGAUAGACUGAUUACCGUCAUUGUUCGUCGACAGGUCCGGGGCACCCACUAUUGAGAGAAAGUUGGGGAGGGCCUUACGGAAAACUGUUGCCGACGACGUACAGAGAACUUAGCUCCUCAGUUGCCCUCGAAUACACAGGUCCUCUUGCCGUCCUCGUGCCGCUGAGUUUGGUGAAGAGCAGGGUUGGUGGUGUAGCAACUUUCAGAGCAAAGUCGACGGCCGACGAUCGCUAUAUUAGGGAGAAGGAGGGGAUUUUUCGUUUACGGUGGAAUUGGUCGAUGGGUGAUUAGGGAUUGCGGCGGAACAGGGAUCCAUGGUGCUUUCUUCUGCGCGUGUGAAGGGAAGUUUGGCUGGGAGGGUUUUUAGAUGGGAUAAGUUGCUUGAAUGAAAACGACGUCGUAUUGGGGACGGGGCAGAUACUACGAGAUCCAUCCCCACCCAUUGCCCGCUACUAUCGAAUUUUGGGCAUUACCCGAAUCCACCCAUUACCCACGACGGACGGUUUUUUUUUACUCUGUCUGGGCGGGCUUCCGAUGGGUACCCGGCCGGUCGGGCAGGGUUGCUAUCCCUAAGUUGGUGACGUGCGUUUAGGACUAAAAAGAUUGAACCACCGUAGUCAUUCAAAAACCCUAAACUGUCUAGAUCUGUAGCAGAGUAGCAGGCAGACUAGGAAACUUCUUUCAUUAUGGUCCAACCCAACGACUGGAAAUUGGGAAAAAUCCAAAUGUGAAAAUGAAGUGUGAGACUGCCCUCUGCCGUGCUCUGUACUUUCUCUGCAGUACACGGACCAGACCUGAGAAAUUUAUAUUUUUUUUUGUUUCAUUUUCGCUACAAGAACAGCAACCUGUCUCUCUGCAAGGAAUCAACAAAUGAUAGACAAGAUAUAUAUGACGCCAGAAAUUUUGAAUCUUUGGUAUUCUUGUGCUAAUAGCUUAGGCAGAGCCAAGGAUUAAGGGUGGCAAAUGGUUCAAUACGAUUACUCUAGAACAUACUAAUUAUGUUUUUUGGUUCGAUUUUCGCGAGUAUAUAAACCGAAAAGUGGCUCGUUUCGUAUGUAGUCUUAACCAAAACCUGACUAAUUGUUACUGGUUUGACUAAGUUUGAAUCCAAAAUCGAACCGACUUUAGCAAAAGACACUUAAGUUUAACACCCAUUAAACCACGGUUCUCUCGAUUCUUCAUCUCUUUCUCUCAACCGGUCAAAUUAAAAUUGGCGACUGCACUAACAAGCAUUUAGUGAUCGAAGAAUCGUAUCUCACAUUCAAUGGGUGCGUUGUUUUACGCUUCGAUCAAUGAAGGAAUAGAGUAUCGAGUCAAUAGCCUUUGGAGAAUCCAUCCAUGGAUAUUCAACGAGUCAAUAUCAUAAACGGACUCCUCUUGAUGAUAUUUUUACAAAUAACGUGUCUUUUUGAUUCGAUAAUCAAGAGUAAACACGUGGACAAUAUAGUGGACGUGAACGAUCAACAACAUCGAUAUGGACUGAUGAACAAUGAUUGAGAGUGAAAAGUAUAUUGUUCGAUCAAGUUUAAUGGAAAAAUUUGGUGCCAACUUGUCUGAUUAACCAAGUACAAAAAUAAGCCAAAGUACAAUUCAUAAGCAUACAAAAAGCUCCAAAACUCCAAACUUAAAUCCACCGUUCUCCCUCCCGUUUGAUGAUCAUUCACCCCAUCUUUCACUCUCUCUGAUACAUACAGUCUAGCUUUGCAGAAAAAGCAGAGUGAAAAAGCUUUAAAUCGCUAGUCCUCCUCUGGCUUUUCCCCUCCUCUCUUUCUUUCUCUGCCAUUGAAUCACCAUUUUCAAUACACAGUUCCAGCAAGGAAGACCCUCAAACGAAGUGCAAAAGCUCUCUUUCUCUUCUUUCCCUCUCCACGUUAGUUCCCUUUCUUCCUUCUUCCCUUCUGGCCUUCCUUCUCCAUUUCACAUUUUCACUCCACUAUAUAAGAACCCCUUUCCCCCCUGAAAAAACCCUACAACCAGAAACCAAACCCAACCUCCAUUUCCAUUCCUCUCUCUCUCUCUCUCUCUCUCUCUCUCUCUCUUGCUCUGUUCCCUUUUCCCGUUCGUUGAAAAUGGACGUCCUCCACUUUCUCAGGCUACUGAGACCCACCACCACCCACCUGAAAUCGCAAACCCAAGUUGAUUGUGUGAAUGCGAGGUCGGAUAAUGGCGAAGCUUAUGAUGAUUCCGACGAAGAAGAAGAGGAAGAAGACUCUUUCUUUGAAUUGGAGCUCACUGUUCCUCCUGAUUUUGACUACCCAAGGAGCAUUAAUGGCGACAGAUGUAAAAGCCCCAUUAAAUUGGCCGACAAAGCCGAGCCCAAGUCUCACCAUCAGUCCCCUCCUCCUGCUGCCGAGCCUCUGUUUUCAAAGCGGAAGAUACUCCCAAUCGAACCCGUCUCCUCUCCCAGGCCUCACCAGUCUCCAAUUUCUAUCCUGAAAUCGGGUCCCAAAUUUCGGGUCCUCAUGUUCAAAAAGUCCAAUUCGAUGCCUGUUCAGAAAACAGGGGAGAAACAGGGUAAGGGGUUGAAUCAGGAGGAGAAGCCCGAAAAAAAGCGGUUUGUCACUGUGAAAGUGAAGCUCGACGAGAUGGGUAACAAUGGCGGCUCGAAAUUGGGGAGGAACAACAGCUUGCGGAAGCAGAUCUUGGACGAAGCGUCGUCCGAAGAUUCCUCGAGGCGGUUCCCUAAGGAAACCAUGCAGAAGUACUUGAAGCUCAUCAAUCCGCUCUACAUCAAGGUCGCUAAGAAGGAAGGCGACAAGAUGAAGUUUCCAGGAGAGCUCUCGUCACCGUCGGCGUCGCCGGCUGCGACGGCGCCUGCCAGCUCCCCAAAGAAGGAGAAACAGGGGAGUUUCCCGUCAGGGAUCCGAGAGGUCUGCAAGCAUCUUAGGAAGAGCAAAUCAGCCUCUUCAGGCACCGGGGUUUCACCUCCGGCCACCGUGCAGCGGAGGGAUGACUCCCUUCUACUGCAAAAUGACGGGAUCCAGAGCGCCAUUCUUCACUGCAAGAGAUCUUUCAACUCUUCUAGAGAUUCGUCUCUGUUAUCACGAUUCGCAAGCGACCGCUUGAUAGACUCGCCCAGAGUUUCCAGCGACGAGUUCUGAUCGGGAAAUUAGUGAAGACUGUAGGAGGAAAGCGGGAGACUUUGAACUUCCCCUGAAAUUGAAAAUUUGAAAAAAGACCAUACAAAACAGGACAAGAGAAAAACAGGGGACUCUGUUUUUUCCUUGUUUGUUUUCUUUUUUUGGGUUCUUGUUGUAAAGCUAAGCAAAGGAGAGAUAGGGAGAUGAAACAGGUAGAUUAGUUUCGUGGUUUCUAGGGUUGGUUUCUUUUUGGAUGCAUUGUUGUAGGAUGAAUCCAUCGUCCAUCCAUGGAAGGAAGGGAUGAUGAUGAUGAUUGCAGACUGUAGGUGAAAUGUAAUCAAAAUCCAAAACCAAAAGCAGUAGCAGCAGUUGUUUGUCUGUCUAUAAAGUAAAAAAAAAUGUUGAUUGCUAAUGUGGGGUAAAUUAUUAUUUACCAAUGGCCGUAGAACAGAGCUCGAGUUCGGUCAAGGAGAUGAAUGAGGUGUUGUUACUGUUGUAUCCCCGAUAAUGACAUCAUGAGAUUAUGUGAGUUUUUGAAUUUUACCUCGACGCAAUCCAACGUUGUUAGCAUGUGUUUAACGAUGAUAACACGGUUUAGGAAAAUACUCUAGGAGGAGCAGGGGAGCUACAGGGCAGAGCCUGGUGGGUUCUUUCUUUUUUGUUUCGUCAAAGCUUGGGAUGAAUGGUGAUGAAGAAAUUUCUUGCUGGAUUGGGCGGGCAAGUCUGUGUUCUGUGUAAUUCCUUUGUUCAAAUGAUAUGACUCCAACUCCACCAAUGGCUUUUGCUAACGUAAUUCAGAAUUCAAAGUUUCUGGUGUACUUUUUGUUCUUUUCUUCCACGGCCUAAUGGAGUAGCAUACCAGUCCACCAUUUUGUCUCAAAAUAGAAAAUAGUGGUAUUUUGCUUGUGUCACUCUAACGACUGGUGGUUGGGUAAAAAAGUUUUUUUUUGUUUGGUAAAACACCGAGUGUUCAUAAUUUCGUACGAUGUCUAAUAUAAAAAACAUGGGUAGCUCACAUCGAAUAGAUGUAUAUCAAAAGAGAUUUCAUGGUCCUUCUCAGCAAGAUGAAAAAGUUUUACCUAUCGGCCCUAAGAACUUUUUGCUUACAUGGUGAUUUUCUUUUUCUAGUAGACUCUGUGGAUUCACAUUAGCCUUCUUACAUAGAUCAAGCAAACUUUGCUGAGAUCAAAAUUGUUGGGUGAUGAUGAAGUUUAUCAAACUAGACUUCAUUCAAGUGGAAUUCGUGAGAUCCAAACAUAAAUCAUUCUUUGUUUAGUAUCGUAACAUGCAGAAACCAAAAUUCUGAUAACCACAAAAGGAGUUUCACUUCGUCCAAACAAACCAUAUCACAAUGUGUGAUAACAUAUUUCAAAUCGUCAUCGUUAGACAUAUUCCAAAUCCGAAGAGAAUAUAACCAUCGUUAUAUAAUCAUCGCCUCUCGUGAACAAGAAUGACAAACCGCACUAUUCAAGACUAACAAACUUCAAAGACAACGAAGUCAACCAUCGACGUGGCUUCCACAACCAAUGUAAAAAAUUACUCCACACCAUCCAUUGUCACGUUUGCCACACAGCUGACCUUAAACAAAAAUGGCUCCUCUUCUUUUUUUUUUUCUUGUGGGAACUCAGAGCCAGCCAUAGCCAGCCACCUCCAAUUCCACUUCAGUUAGGUAGCCUAACAGUAUACUCGAGUUGAUUCAAGAGGAAGCCUCGUUCCCUCCUUUCUUCCUCCAUCCAAAGAGCCUUUCCCAAAAGCAUAUCUCUCAUAUUAACCAUGGUGCUACCCAUGGGAGCUAACUUUGUCUUCUUUCCCUUUUUUUCUUUCCAAAAGACAAAAAAACAAAAGCAGUAUGAAAGUAAGUAAAGCUACCAUUUUUCGUCUGCACCAUUGAUGAUGGAAGGCAGACUGGAAAAAACCCAUCAAGUCGGUGAAGUAAAGAUAUCAAUACCCA
Messenger RNA from Linum trigynum, 11144 nucleotides. NCBI's taxonomy places the organism in Eukaryota, Viridiplantae, Streptophyta, Magnoliopsida, Malpighiales, Linaceae. The record is from the annotation of a GenBank genome assembly.